AUGCCCGCCCCGCCCGCCUGUCAGCCCCCUCUCCCCCUCUCUCCUUCAAGCCAACUCACGCCUCUCCUUCCAGUCCGUUUUCCCCCCUUCAAGAUACCCUCCCCUCCCUGUCUCUCCCCCUCCGUCCACCACUCCACCAGCACCGUCUUCUCCGACAUCAGCCGCGCACAGCUCGUCGAAAAACCCGCUCCCGCCCCUCCACCCCCUCAGCCCCCCCAAGACCUUCCGCCAGACGGAGGUACGAUCGCCUGGCUGACUCUCGCUGGAGCAUGGAUGGUUCAGUUCUGCACCUUUGGGUACCUCAAUGCCUUCGGCGUGUACCAGGACUUCUACACCCGAGAGUUCCUCUCCCACCAUUCCCCUUCUAGCAUCAGCUGGAUAGGCAGCCUCCAGCUCUUCCUCAUGUAUGCCCUUGCAGUCUUCGUCGGCUACGCGUUCGACACUGGCUACUUUCACCACGUUCAAAUCUUCGGCUCCCUCCUCCACGUCUUUUCUGUCUUCAUGCUCUCCCUCGCCAAGCCCCAGCAGUACUAUCAGGUCUUCCUCUCCCAGGCCGUAGGCACUGGCCUCGGAGUCGGCUUGCUCUUCCUCCCUUCCCUCAGCAUCCUCUCCCACCACUUUCGCAAGCGCCGCGCCCUCGCCACCGGCAUCGUCCUCACAGGCGCAUCCGUCGGCGGCAUCGUCUUUCCCAUCCUCCUCAACCACUUGCUCACCCUACCCUCCCUCGGUUUCGCAAACGCCGUUCGCAUCGCCGGCGCGCUAAUUGUCUUUCUGCUCGCCCUUGCCAACGCCCUCAUGCGCACUCGCCUGCCGCCCAAGCACAGGCCGCUCAGCGCGCUCUUCAGCCCAGACGCUGCCAGACGAAUUGCCCGCGAUGGCGCAUACAUGUGGUCUAUUGCAGGCGCGUUUUGCACCAAUCUCGGCCUCUUCGUUCCCUUCUUCUACCUCCAGCUGUUCUCCGCCGAUCACGCCGUGAACGCUACGGUGACAACCUACAUUCUCGCGAUCCUGAACGCCGGCAGCACGCUUGGCCGCACGCUCCCCGUCGCCCUCGCUGACGCCUUCGGAGUCUACACCAUGCUCCUCCCUGCGAUCCUCACCUCUGCCGCACUCGUGUUCGCCCUCUUCGGUGCGACGGCCACGCCCGGCGUCAUCGCCGUCGCCGUCCUCUUCGGCUUCUCGUCUGGCGCAUACGUUUCCCUGAUCCCACACUUACUUCAAACGCUCUGCACCGACCUGAGCGAGCUCGGCGUGCGUAUGGGCCUCGCGUUUUCGCUCGUCGGGCUCUCUAUGCUCGUCGGCACCCCCAUCUUCGGCGCGCUGCUCGAUGCGGACGGCGGACGCUCUCUGGUCUGGUGGACUGCGCUCGUCUUCGCCGGCGUCUGCAUCGUCGCUGGCUUCACGUUCAUGACCAUCUCGCGCUCGCUCUUCGUCCGUCGCAACCGUCGAGCCUCAGAUCAAUCGCCGCCUCCGGCGGCCGCAUCCGCAUGA
Epithele typhae is the source of this 1491-nucleotide messenger RNA. RefSeq names its product MFS general substrate transporter. The transcript is spliced from 13 exons. Gene Ontology annotation, molecular function: transmembrane transporter activity. NCBI's taxonomy places the organism in Eukaryota, Fungi, Basidiomycota, Agaricomycetes, Polyporales, Epitheliaceae. The coding region runs from base 1 to 1491 and encodes 496 amino acids. Gene Ontology annotation, cellular component: fungal-type vacuole membrane. The record is from RefSeq and is a predicted model, not a curated record. Gene Ontology annotation, biological process: transmembrane transport.